Messenger RNA from Alternaria incomplexa, 1086 nucleotides. RefSeq lists its product as uncharacterized. The coding region runs from base 1 to 1086 and encodes 361 amino acids. The record is from RefSeq and is a predicted model, not a curated record. Lineage: Eukaryota; Fungi; Ascomycota; Dothideomycetes; Pleosporales; Pleosporaceae. The transcript has 2 exons.
AUGUGUCGGUGGUUCGCAUAUAUUUCCCCAACGGAGCCAUGCCUUCUCUCGGACGUCCUCAUCACGCCAGACAACAGCAUCAGCAAGCAAUGCUCUGAGCACUAUCUCCCGAAACUACUGCCACAUAACGAGGAAAAGGAUCUGGAUGACUCCCCAGAUGAGCUGAUGCGUAUGCGCAAUUCAUUACUGAACAUGGACGGGCUUGGCAUUGCUUGGUACACCGAAGCGACCUCAUCCUACGUUAAGCACGUCACAGGCCCCCGCCCCGCACUCUACAAGUCCCAAUCCCCACCCAUCAACGACUUCAACUUCAAAUCCCUGUGCCACAACACCGAAUCGCAAUGCGUCUUCGCCCACAUCCGCGCCACAAGCGGGUCCGUCGUAACGCAAGUGAACAGCCACCCCUUCGUAUUCGGCCGCCACGUCUUCAUGCACAACGGCGUCAUCUCAAACUUCUCGUCGAUCCGGCGCGAGAUGACCUCGCUUCUCUCCUUCGACGCCUACUGCAACGUCCUCGGCAGCACAGACUCCGAACACGCCGCCGCCCUUUACAUGACCAACCUAACCAACAGCAGCACCAAAGAAGCCUGGGAGAAACCCUACCCCCUCAAGAAGAUGCUCGAAGCCAUGCAAAAGACCGUCGUUCAAAUCCUCACUUUGCAAAAACGCACACUGGGUGAAGCCAACACGCCCAAUUCCCUCAACUUCUGCACCACAGACGGAACGAAAAUGCUUGCCAUCCGCUUCCGCAACCACGUCUCGCAGCAGCCGCCCAGUCUCUAUUGGUCUGAGUUUGCGGGUCGCACGCUUAAUACGAAGUUCCCUGGUGACCCGGAUAGUAAGGAUGGCGGGAGUGCGGAUGCAGGAGGGGAGAUUGGUGAGGCUGGUGCGAUGGGCAAGCAUACGAUCAUCGCGUCGGAGCCUACGACGUAUGAUGAGAAGGAGUGGAAUCUGAUCAAGAGGAAUUGCGCGUUGAUGGUCGAUGAAGAUGGGAUUGAAAGGGAGGUCGAGAUUGAGUAUGAUGAGGGGUUGAAUGCGAGGGAUCCGAAUUUUGAUGGCCCGGCUGAUGCGGUGGGUGGGAAGUAG